This is a messenger RNA of Pipistrellus nathusii (Nathusius's pipistrelle), 597 nucleotides long. Lineage: Eukaryota; Metazoa; Chordata; Mammalia; Chiroptera; Vespertilionidae. The record is from the annotation of a GenBank genome assembly.
AUGGCUGCGUUGACUGCAGAAAACUUUGGGGCGCUCCAGAGCCUGCUGAAGGCUUCCUCAAAAGACAUUGUCAGACAACUAUGCCAACAGAGCUUUUCCAGUUCAGCCCUCGGCUCGAAAGAACUGCUGGAUACCACGUGCUCCAGCUUGUCGGUGACCCAGGAGGAGGCAGAGCAACUGCUCCAGGCCCUGCACCGCCUCACCAGGCUGGCGGCGUUCCGGGACCUGUCCACCCCCGAGGCCGUGCUGGCUCUCUUUCCUGCAAAUUUCCACCAGAACCUCAAAAACCUGCUGACAAAAAUCAUCCUAGAAAACAUAUCUACAUGGCGAGCAGAAGCCCAGGCUAACCUGAUCUCUCUGCCGCGCCUGGUGGACCUGGACUGGAGAGUGGACAUCAAAACCGCCUCCGACAGCAUCAGCCGCAUGGUGGUGCCCACCUGCCUGCUCCAGAUGAAGAUCAAGGAAGACCCCAGUCUGUGCGGGGACCGCCCCUCUGUCUCCGCCGUCACCAUGGAGCUGAGCAAGGAAACGCUGGACACUAUGUUAGACGGGCUGGGCCGCAUCCGGGACCAGCUUUCUGCCGUGGCCAACAAAUGA